This is a messenger RNA of Loxodonta africana (African savanna elephant), 4141 nucleotides long. It is a transcript of the gene STON1, whose product is annotated as stonin 1. Gene Ontology annotation, molecular function: clathrin-cargo adaptor activity. The record is from RefSeq and is a predicted model, not a curated record. The transcript is spliced from 4 exons. Lineage: Eukaryota; Metazoa; Chordata; Mammalia; Proboscidea; Elephantidae. Gene Ontology annotation, biological process: regulation of endocytosis; synaptic vesicle endocytosis. Gene Ontology annotation, cellular component: synaptic vesicle; clathrin-coated vesicle. The coding region runs from base 85 to 2289 and encodes 734 amino acids.
GGCGCCUGCCAGAGCCGGAGCCCAAGCCGCGCUGCCCAGACAGCAUACCCGAUCCAUCAACAAGACCACAACCUCACCCCAAAGAUGUGUUCCACGAACCCGGGCAACUGGGUCACAUUUGAUGAUGACCCCGCUUUUCAGUCUUCUCAAAAGUCAAAGAAUUUCCCUCUGGAGAAUCAAGGCAUCUGUAGACCUAAAGGACUUAAGCUGAACCUCCCUGGCCUCAGGGACUUUUCCAGUGGACCUCCCUCCACCAGCAGCACCCCUCUCCCGUCUCCCAUCAUAGACUUUUACCUCAGCCCAGGACCUCCAAGUAACUCUCCUCUUUCUACACCUACCAAAGACUUCCCAGGUUUUCCUGGAAUCCCCAAAGCAGGGGCUCAUGUGCUUUAUCCUAUUCCUGAAUCGUCUUCAAACCAUCCACUGACAACAUCAGGAGCAGGUUCCUCCUUACUACCUACUAAACCGGCCUACGUAUCCCAUGCGUCCUUGCCCAGUGACCCCUCAUGUGCACGCCAAGCUCCCAAAGUGGGUCUUCCAGAUGAAACUAGCCCUCACCAGACUGAAAGCCUACGGUUCCAAAGUGACGCUCCCCAGUUUCAGUAUUUCCAGGAGGACUGUGCCUUUUCAAGUCCAUUUUGGAAAGAUGAGGGCAGUGCUUCCCAGAUAACCUUUGACCCCCCAGGAAGCAGGAAUCCAUUCGCAUCAAAGGACAAGGAGAUGCCCAUUGAUCAAAAAAGUCUAAAUCAGUGUUCACUCAACUAUAUCUGUGAGAAGCUUGAACACCUCCAAUCAGCUGAAAAUCAAGACUCACUUGGAAAUUUGUCCAUGCGGUGUCUGUAUGCGGAAGACCCUGCUUCUUCCUUUGUCCCCCAGGCACUCUUCCAGAGUCAGCCAAAAGCCGGAUGGUCCUUCAUGCUGAGAAUUCCUGAGAAGAAGAACAUGAUGUCCUCCCGGCAGUGGGGACCAAUUUUUCUGAAAGUCUUACCUGGAGGAAUUUUGCAAAUGUAUUAUGAGAAGGGGUUAGAGAAACCAUUUAAAGAAAUACAGCUCGAUCCACAUUGUAGGCUUUCUGAACCCAAAGUUGAGAACUUCAGUGUGGCAGGAAAAAUCCAUACUGUGAAGAUUGAGCAUGUGUCUUACACAGAGAAAAGGAAGUACCAUUCCAAGACGGAAGUAGUUCACGAACCAGACGUAGAACAGAUGCUGAAGCUGGGGUCCACGGAGUACCAGGACUUUCUCGACUUUCUGACUACCGUGGACGAGGAGCUGAUGAAGCUGCCGGCUGUUUCAAAACCAAAAAGGAGCUACGAGGAACAAGAGAUUUCCCUGGAAAUCGUGGACAACUUUUGGGGUAAAAUCACUAAAGAAGGAAAACUGGUUGAAAGUGCCGUGAUAACGCAAAUCUGCUGCCUCUGCUUUGUGAAUGGGAACGCGGAAUGCUUCUUAACCUUGAAUGACCUUGAGCUGCAGAAGCGAGAUGACCGCUAUUUUGAAAAGGACCCGGAAAAAAGGGGGAUUGAUAUCCUUGACUAUCAUUUUCAUAAAUGUGUGAAAGCUGAAGAAUUUGAGCAAUCGAGAAUCAUUAAGUUUGCACCUCUGGAUGCCUGCCGGUUUGAGCUGGUGCGUUUCAAGACUUUGUAUCACGGGGAGGAUCUUCCCUUUUCCGUGAAGUCUGUCGUGGUUGUCCAAGGAGCUUACGUGGAGCUCCAGUCCUUCGUCAACAUGGCGCCGUUGGCUCAGAAACCAUCCCAAGCUGCUUCCCUGAGGUCCUGUGACAAUAUAAUGAUACACUUUCCUGUCCCAUCACAGUGGAUCAAGGCCCUCUGGACCAUGAACCUCCAGAGACAGAAGUCUCUGAAAGCCAAAAUGAACCGCCGGGCUUGUCUGGGGAGUUUACAGGAACUGGAUACAGAACCUGUCAUACAGGUCACUGUGGGGUCAGCAAAAUAUGAGAGUGCCUACCGGGCUGUGGUGUGGAAGAUAGACCGACUUCCUGACAAAAAUUCAAGUUCAGAUCAUCCUCAUUGUCUGUCAUACAAACUAGAGCUUGGAUCAGACCAAGAAAUUCCCUCCGAUUGGUAUCCGUUUGCUACAGUUCAGUUUGUUACACUUGACACCUUUGCCUCAAGGACAGAGGUCAGGUCCCUGGGUGUGGAGAGUGAUGUCCAGCCUCAGAAACACAUCCAGCAGCGAGCUUGCUACAAUAUCCAGGUUGAAAUAGAAAAGAAAUGGAUUAAAAUAGAUGGAGAAGACCCAGAUAAAGCUGGUGACUGCAUAAACCAGUAGGAACAGGAGGACACCAUGAUGAUGACAUAACCCAGUAAGAACAGCAAGACGCCAUGAUGACGACGACCCACUUUUCAAAUAUGUAAUUCGUAGAAACCACACCCAGUUCUGCUACUGCAUAGUGGAAAUGACUUUGGAACAGAGGGUUUUUAGGACUGGUUCAAUGGCUGUGAUUAGAGAUUAGACCUGAAAUCCAACCAUCUGGAUUUUAUACUUUUGAUAUGUUUGUGCCCCAGGGCUUUGAUAAAAUGUGUCUAUAGUUUGUGAGAUGCUUUUGCUCCCUAUCAAAGCCCAAGGGCAUUGUCAAUAUAUGUGUGACCCGGCAGCCAGAUUGGCUAAACGAUUUUUAAUUUUUGAUUCCUCGAUGGCUCAUGGUUUUGCACUGCGAGUUACCAAGGCGCAGUAUUUAUUCUCCUCAGCUGCCAUCUCUUCUUGAUGCAUGAGCACUGGUACCAGAGGGUAAGCCAAUCAAAGGAGACACGAACCCAAAAUGCUUUGUUUUCCACUCUCUGAGAUGUGGCUACGUGUAGACUGAUGUUUAUACCACAGGCAAAAAAGGAAAUUUGGAGGUAUUGUGAAUUUUAUAUCUUCCUGUCCUUUUACCGGAAUCCUUGGUGGCAUAGUGGUUAAGAGCUACCGCUGCUAAACAAAAGAUGGGGCAGUUCGAAUUCACCAGGCGCUUGUUGGAAACCCUGUGGGGCAAUUCUACUCUGUUCUGUAGGGUCACUAGGAGUCGGAAUUGACUCAACCGCAUUGGGUUUGUCCUUUUACCAUGUUGAUAAGCAAUCAUGGGCUGUAUUUGGUACUUCUCUUUCACCCACUGUAUUGUUAUUGUGUUCUGGUGUGUGCUACAAAGAAGCCAUUUCUAUUGGUAUAUAUGUAUAUAUAUUUUUAGUACAAGUUAUUAAAAGAUACUGCCUUUUCCUUGUAGGAAUUCCUUUGAAAACGGAAUCCCAGUAUUGGCCGCUAGUUAAAAUAUUUGUGUACAUUAAAGGUAAAGUUUUUAAGGUUCAUAAAUAUUGUUUCCCAGUAGUAGAGAUUCUAAGAACGUAUGUUGUUUAAAUGUUAUUUGUAACACCAGCCUCAUUUGAGUAGAAGUCUAAAUCAUAUUACAAUUUUAUCUACUUUUGCAGUCAGGUUAUUUUAUACUAACUCCACCUAAUUUAGAGUAUUUUUCUUUAAAAGAUGAGCAAAGUGAAAGACACUAGAUUAUUCCACCUUGAUUUCUAAGAGGCAACAUUUCUUUUCUUCAGAUUCAGGUAAAUGACUAUAAUAGUUUGGUUUCUAAUGAAAAGCCGAUGACAUUAGCCAUUGCAAUUCUGUUUAUAAUUUCCUUUUUGUAUUUACAGUGAAAGGCCAGAAUUUUCAAAUUGAUGAAAUCUAUAUUCUUUUUUUUAUAUUCUAGGCAUUAAUUUAGUCUGAAAAACAAGUUCUCCAUGUGGUAUUAAUACACUUUCAGUUUAUGUUGAAUCUUAAAUAUAAUUCCAAACCCAGUGCUGUUGAGUCGAUUCCGACUCACAGCGACCCUAUAGGACAGAGUAGAACUGCCCCAUAGAGUUUCCAAGGAGUGCCUGGAGGAUUCGAACUGCUGACCCUUUGUUUAGCGGCCGUAGCACUUAACCACUACACCACCAGGGUUUCCUAAACAUAAUUAGGAGUUUUUUUUUUUUUUUUUCUCUAUUUACUAAAUUUGUUUUGGGUUAGAACUGAUAUGAUGUUCUUCCAAACAAUGUUUAUUUGUUGGCCCACGGAGUUUAUUGUGAAUGUUGUAUUUAACAUUGUAUUACAUUUGUUUUAAACUGUUAAAAAAAAAAAAAAAACAGACUUUCCUGAUGGUCUGUAUCAAUCAGCA